AGGGAAGAUUUUCGACAUAGUGGAGAAGCAACACGAUUAUUUAAAGGAAAGUGAAAAUUGAAGGGAAUUAUGAAUGGAAAAAUUGUUUCGUUUGAAAUUUGAGGUGAAACUUGUGUAAUGUAAUUGGUAAACAAUUUAGCGAAAUUUUUGUCAGAGUUGCAUGAAAACUAAUGCUAUUUGACUUUAUGAAAAAUUGAAUGGUUUUAAUUGAAAAUUUCUCGGGUGAAGUGCAACAACAAGUUAUGAAAUUUACUAAAUAAUUGAAGCUGUGCAAUUUUGCUACACUAAACUUGCAUACUUUAUUGUGUAAUAACAGCAGUUGGGCAAUAUUUAUAUAAGAUUUGGAAACCAAGUAAAAGUUCAAUAUUUAAAAAAAACAUGAGAAAAUGUGCAAAAAUAGCAAGUCGUGAAAUUGUGCUAAUAAAUAUAGAAGGAUGUCCUUCUGAUUUUAUCGUGAUCCUAGAUAUUGUUCAAGUAUGAAGUGAGACAAAACGAGGACUGGUUCAUGAAAAUCGGAUAAAUCGGAUAUUUACCAAAAUCUAAAACACUUAAGAAAUUUCAAACUAUGAAAAGUAAUGAAUGUGUCUCUUGGAUGUGCACAAGAUCCAAAAUUGUGAAAUUAGGUGUCUCCAAUUGUUUCCAACUUCUGAACAUUUCACUGGGUUAAAGUGAGACACGAGACAAAAUUCUUCCGUAUUUGGAUGGAAAAGUGUCGCAAGGACGAAAUGUCAAGAUUUGAUGGUGCAUUGUGAGAAAAUCGGACAAAUAUUUCUUGGAUUUCAUUCAAAUUUUUUAAAACUACGGAAGAUUUCGGAAAAUGUGAAUUAAACCUUGAUCCAAGGCGUUGUUUGAAAUUCCGUCGUAGAUUUUGAGAAACUCAAAAAUAAAUAAAGCAAAUUUGAAGGCUCUUUCUUAAAAUCAGUGUCCAAGUUUAGUGAAAAACUCAAUUCUUAGAGAAUAUUGUCCCUCAACUUAAAUUCAUUUUUCAUGAAUUUUACCCAAAAUGUGAAACAGAUUUAAUAAAUCCCGAAUUGUGAAAAGGAGGAUGAAUCAAUAGUUACUUGAAAGUUAAUGGGAAAUUGGUGCGUGGGAAAAUCCUUAUGUUAUUCAAGAGUGUAAAGUGCAUAACGGAAAUUUAUCCACUAAAAUAAGAGUUUACCUUCCCUCCAAAUUCUGAUAUCUGCCACUGCCAUCGACUCGACCAAAAAUCCCAAAUUUCUAGAAACUCAUCCCCACAAAGUCUCAUCUCUCGGAUGCCACGAAACCACCACCUUCGUCUCCGUAUCAUCACUAAUUACAUUCGUUAACUUUCCCCCUCACCGCAGAAAGACCAGAGAAAGGAGAAAAGAAACCAAUUAAUUCAAUAUCCUCACUCGUGGUCAAACUAACAAUAAUCGUGCAACAUGAUACCAAACCACUACGAAAUCACGAAUCACCCCCUAAACUAAACUAAUUAGCGCCCCGGGAAUUGCGGAAUGCCCGACAAAAUAAGAUAAAUUCGGCGCAAAGUGCGUGUCCUGUCGGGAUUAAUUAAUAAAUUACGUAAAAAGUGAAAGUUUUCAUGGACAAAAAAAUUCAAGUUCAUUUCCUUCGAGAAUUCCAAUUAAUUUUAGACCCAGGAGUUUCAAAAUGCCCCCAAAAAAAGUGCUAACAAACUUCAAAAAAUCGUGUCCUACACCUUUCGAAACUUCAGAAUCGCGCAAUGCCCCGCAAACCGAGAUAAAUUCGUCGCCAAACUGCGUGAUUAAUUAAAGUGAAAGUUCUCCCACGCAAAAAAAACCGUGUCCUGGGAGAAAUCCAAUUAAUUUUCCAAAAUGCAUCUUCCCACCAUUAUUUCGCUGGUUUUAGUCCUGUUCGUCCUCAUCCCCCCAGGGGAGGCAUGUCCCCUUGUUUGCAUUUGCAAAUGGAAGGGUGGCAAGCAGACGGUAUCCUGUCGCAACCAAGGUUUGGACACGUUGCCGGACGGGAUUGACCCCGAGACGCAAGUGCUGGACAUAUCCGGCAAUAAGUUGGGCGUCCUUCCCAAACACGCCUUCGCGCGCGCGGGAUUGCUCAAUCUGCAGAAAAUUCACGUUUCAAACUCUCGCCUCACACAAAUUGAUGCGGGUGCGUUUUCCGAGCUGAUAAACCUGGUGGAAGUCGACCUGAGCGAUAACUACUUGCCCGCCGUCCCCUCACUCGCCUUCAAGGAAACCCCCUUCGUCAGAGACCUGAAUUUGGGUGGGAAUCCGAUAAAGCGGCUGAAAAACGGUGCAUUUCGCUUCCUUCCGCAGCUGGUGAAGCUUGACCUGAGUCGCUGCCAAGUGUCGGACGUGGAGGACCAGGCCUUCGCACACCUCGCAAUCCUCGAGACCCUUAAACUCAACUCCAAUCUACUUCCCAUCCUCUCCAACUACACGGUGAAGUCGUUGUCGCAGCUGCACGGCGUGGAACUUCACGACAAUCCGUGGGAGUGCGAUUGCCGUCUUCGAGACCUCAAAUUGUGGAUCGAGACCAAAAAUAUACCUCAUCCAAUUUCACCCACCUGCCACUCCCCCCAAAGGCUCAGCGGGCGAAGAUUUUCGGAGCUGCCCGUGUCGGAGUUUGCCUGCCCGCCGCGGAUCGUGUGGGAGGGUGGGGGCGGGGGUGGGGUGCGACAGGUGGGCGUGGUCGAGGGCGACAACGCCACCUUCGACUGCGCCUUCGAGGCCGUGCCAAGCCCCGUCGUGCGAUGGUAUCUCUUCGGUCGCCCAAUCCUCAACAACACGAUUCUCUCCUUCUCCAGGAAAUUCAUCAUUUUCGAGGAAAACUGGAAAAGCAGUUUGGUGCUAACCAACACGAAUUUGAAGGAUGGCGGCGACUUUUUCUGCGUCGUGGAAAACUCGGCGGGUUUUGUGGAGGCUAACUUUUCCUUAGAGAUUCUCCCGCUCCCCCCGUACCAAAAUAUUUUGGAUACGUCGCACAUCGUCGUCGUAGUUUUGGCAGUUGUCACCAUCCUCAUCAUGCUCGCCAUAGGAAUCGGAGUGUUCCUCUGGUACCGAUGGCGUUUGGCGAAACAAAGGGCAGCCCAGAGUUACAAGGGGAAUGGGCACGGUCCUCCGGGUGGCGAGUUGUUGACACCGGUGAAGCCACCGCGAAUCAGCUACGACUAUGAAAUAAAUUCGGGUUCCCUCGUCCACCAAAAUGGGUUCAAAACCCACCACGCCCAUCACGGCAAAGGCGGCGGCGGAGACUCGAACACCGCGGAUAAUCCAGACCUCAUUUUGGAGACUAAUAACACUUCCAAUUAUCAGGAGCACGGGGGUCUUGGAGGGGAGGAGGAGAGCAACAAUUCAGAGCUGAACUGGGAGCAGGCGAGCCUGAGUUACCGCAAUCUUGGCUACGCGACGGAAUACCCGACCGACUACGGGCUCCCAAUUAUCCACGAAAACUCCGUCUACAGCGACGACACCCACUCCACCGCUUUCUACCCCCUCCCGCCACACCCCAACGGCGCCAUCCCCCACAAUGUCAGCUUGCCCCUCAGCAACGGGUGCUCCUCAACCGUCAUGUCCGGCGUCUGGAACAAGAACAAGGUUGGCGCAAGGAUCACAGCGCCCAACGCGAGAGACUCGCCUGACGAAGGGUAUCAGGAAGGCUACGUCGGAACGGACGUGUAACAAACGGUGGCAAAUAUGCUAAUUUAAUAUAUAAGCCAGAAUAUAUGUAGUUCCUCCCUUGAGAAGAAGGAGAGGAGUCAAAAGUGUGUGCUAAUUAAGUUAGGAUUUCUUUUUCGGGGAGAAAGUGAAGAAAUCAAAGUGAUGUUUAAAUUUUAUGGGACGAAUGGAAUCUGGAAGAAAUAUAUUUUGAAGUGGAUUUUGAAACCUGGGAGCUUGAAAAUAAUAAGAGUUCCGACAUUCUCAAACUAAGGCAGGAGAUCUUCACCGCAGAAUUUUCCACAGCCUACUUUCUCCCACCGGACGACCUGCCAUUCUAGCAACCCAGCCAAGAAAACGCACCUCCACCUCCAACACCCACCCGACGAAAACAGCAGCGACGGAAACCACGAGGAAAGCAAACUUCGCGAGACGCGGAAUGAUGAACGAGGAAAAUAAUGGAGUUGUUAAUUCGCUGUAAGUGCAGCAAAACAGCAGAAAACAGAAUUUAUUUACUCGCCACCCACCACAAACGACCUGCGAACUCAGACCUUCGAAAAAGACAGCAGAGAUAGCGCACACUCUAAAUAAUCUCCCAGUAAUUGGUUUCCUGAAUGUGGCAAUCUUCACCGAGUUGAUCGUAACUUGAUACAAAUUGGAGGUGCUUACAUUUAAAACUAAACGACAAAUAUUUGCAACUAAAUUUGUUGUCACCCGACCCGAUAAAUAUAAAUCUUAAUUUAUACCAAAGAGUGGUAUGUUCCGUGACAAGUUUGAAAAAAAUUAAGUUUCGUUUGCAUCAAAUUUAGUACCAUUUCGUGGAAAGUUAUCGCCCAUCGGUAACACAAUAUAACCAAUUCCGUACUCGAACCUCAGUAAAGAAUUGGACAUUAUUCAGAGUGUAUCUCUAACUAUGUGAGAUGGACGACAUUCUAUUUUAUGAGGGUCGUUGCCUAUCUAAUCGCGUCGUUGGGUGCUCCGAGGGCGCGAAAUAAUUUGCUUAUUCGGGGAGAAAGCCCUACGAAACCUGAGGCCGGUGAAAGUUCGCGGUGAAGGCAGCACAAAGUUGGACAUAAAUUAUUUGGGUCUUGGUCGUGUCCUCCACUUAAAUUCGGUUCUUACAUGUUACACGACGUUAAAUAACUCAUCGUCCCAAAUCACGGUGACCACUUUGGGGCCCUGCAUAAAGCAUGUGACAGAUUUUAGGAGGGUCAGGCUCAAGGCAUUCUAUCCCUUUCGUGACAAUUUCAACAUCGGGUAAAAAUACCGGUCACAGUGGGCCAAGGAAAUCGUUCGCAUGCUUUUUGCGCGGUCCUGUUGCUCCACACGUAAUUCUGUUUUAUUGCUUAAUUAACUUGUUGUUUUUAAUUGGUUGGAAAGCCAGAAAUUUUAAUGUCAACACGAGUCGACCGUAAAGAUUGG
Molecule: messenger RNA, 5036 nt
Organism: Folsomia candida
Lineage: Eukaryota; Metazoa; Arthropoda; Collembola; Entomobryomorpha; Isotomidae
Gene: kek1
Product: leucine-rich repeat-containing protein 24
Exons: 10
Coding region: 1815-3638 (607 amino acids)
Molecular function (GO): protein binding
Source: RefSeq, a predicted model, not a curated record